AUGCAGAGAUCCCAGCUUUCCUGUGAAGACUUUAACAAUCCAGAGGUGGCUGGGGCGGUGAACCCCCACCCCGACUAUGGUUACUUUCAUGGCCCCAUCCUGAACCCCAACCCCGUCUGGCGCCCCCACCACGACCCCCGCACCCCCGUGACCACAGCAGACAACGAGGAUGCUCCAAUUCCUGGUUCGAAACUGUCUAGUAUUAAUAGCAUGGUCUGCGACAUCGCAGUCAACGGCAACCAGAUCUCCACCGCCACAUCCGGAACACCCAUCCCGGUGCCAAAAACUGCCUGUUAUAUCAAGGAGCCUGGUGAGGGUCCUAUGCACGGUAUUAUCCAGGAUUACUGUAACUUCCUCAAGCAGCUGGCCCAGGAGGAUAAUGACUUUGCCGAGCAGUUUGGAACUGAGUUCCACUGUCCUGUAUAUGAUACAGGAAGCCGGGUAGGGUCUCUGGUCCCAAGGCAAGUUGUCCUCCUAAACCCUUUACCAUAUUCUAAGCAUAUGCAGCGAAAAACCCCUCCAUCGCCCUCUGACAACCCUACCGCCUCGCCCGCACCCAAGCGCAAACGUGCUGCCCCUAAGAAGGGUCCCAAGGCUGUUGGUAGCAGGAAGCAGCCAGCACGCGGCAAGAAGUCUGCUGCGAAGUUAGUGCCCACGACUGCGUAG
Aspergillus tanneri is the source of this 666-nucleotide messenger RNA. RefSeq lists its product as uncharacterized. The transcript has 10 exons. Bases 1 to 666 code for a protein of 221 amino acids. NCBI's taxonomy places the organism in Eukaryota, Fungi, Ascomycota, Eurotiomycetes, Eurotiales, Aspergillaceae. The record is from RefSeq and is a predicted model, not a curated record.